AUGAUAAAAACUGCCCCUGCUGUUGCACAAACUGAGGAAGAGGAAGCACCUAAAGAAGAAGUCAAAAAAGUACCCCCUUAUGGCACUACGGAAUGGAUAUAUUAUUUAAGUGAAACUGAAGGUCUUUUUCCGACUCCCAUUGAUGUAUCGAUUACUGAUUCUCUCUGGUACAAUUGUCCAGAGCUUAAAUGGUACAACUUUGAUGUAUACCCCCAUAAGAUUAGACUUACAAACACGGGAUAUACAGUUGUUCUUGGCGCGAAAUGGCGAACAGAAAGACCGUAUUUAGAAGGUGGGCCCUUCUUAGAGAAGCAUGUUUUAUCACAAAUUCACUUCCACUGGGGGGGAAAUAUGAUGGAGGGUAGUGAACACACAAUUGAUAAAAGGCGAUAUCCAGGUGAAAUGCAAGUGACGUUUUUCAAAGCGGAUUACAUGACUCAGGAGGAGGCAUUUCACCAUCAUGACGGAGUUGUUAUGAUAUGCUACUUGAUUAAGUACGGUGUAAAUCCUGAUGACCGCCUCAGUUGGAUAUUAGAAGGAUUUCCAAGGAUCCAGGAAGCUCAAACGCAAACACGAGUUGGACCAUAUCCCAUGUCGCGACUCUUACCAAUGUUUUAUGAAGACUACUUUUUGUACUGGGGAGCUUUAAACACAGUGAGCGGAGAAAACUUUGUUGUUAGGUGGCUGGUCCCACGAAAAUCGUUAUUCGCUUCCUUGGAACAGAUGAAAGAAUUCCGUAAAUUAUGGGACCCGUGGGAUGAACCGAAUCGUCGCAACUUCAGACCACUACAAGAACGACAAGAUAGACAUGUCUUAUUUAUAAGUCCCCAUUGGAAUCUUUACAACUCAUUGCUGCCUACGCCAAGGAUACCGGAGGAAUCAAUAUCUGUACUAUCACCUAAUUAUGAAGCCAAUUUAUGGAUGUUACCGCCACAAAAUGCGUACAUGCUCUCCAAUGAAGAAGAAACGGUUGAAAAUGAUAAUCAACCUUCAGAUACUUAUAUUGAUUAA
Leptosia nina is the source of this 1011-nucleotide messenger RNA. NCBI's taxonomy places the organism in Eukaryota, Metazoa, Arthropoda, Insecta, Lepidoptera, Pieridae. The record is from the annotation of a GenBank genome assembly.